CCUUACUCGUCUUGUAGAAGCAAUCAUCCCCCAAUCCCCUAAACCCUAGCACCCCUUUUUCGCCGUUUAACAAUGGCGGAAGCCUUCCCGGUAAAGCCCAAGCUCCGCCCCACCUCCAGCAAACUCACUCCCACGCCGGAGGCCAAGUACUGGAGAUCAUUCAAAAUCCCUAAAGAUAUCGAAACCACACCGUCCAAAUCCUUCACUUUCCCGAUUAAUUCCAUCGCAUUUUCGCCAGUAGCCCCUCACGAUUUCGUUGCCACGCAUUCCGCCAGCGUCUCCAUCUUCUCCGGAAAAACGCUAGAGCCUAAACCCACAAUCUCCUCUUUCUCCGACACCGCCGCCGCCGUAUCCUUCCGUUGCGACGGGAAGCUCCUCGCCGCCGGAGACUUGACCGGCACCGUCCACGUGUUCGACGCUAAUUCCCGCAGCCAUCUCCGCCGUCUGAAGGGCCACGCCGCCGCUGUCCGGUCUGUAAGUUACCCUCGCGCCGCUGAUAAACUCCAUCUCUUCUCAGGCGGAGAUGAUUCCGUUGUUAAGUAUUGGGAUGUUACGACUGAGAAAUGCGUGUUUAAUCUCUUAGGCCACAAGGAUUAUGUGCGGUGCGGCGAUGCUUCGCCUAUUAGUGAUGAAAUGUUCGUUUCUGGAUCGUACGAUCAUAGGGUUAGGGUUUGGGAUGUGAGAGUGUCGAAUGUGAGCUCUGUGAUGGAAUUGAAUCACGAGAAGCCUGUGGAGAGCGUGCUGUACCUUCCCUCUGGUGGCCUAAUCGCCACAGCGGGUGGUAAUUUUGUUAAGAUAUGGGAUGUGAUUGGUGGUGGGAAGUUGCUGUAUUCGAUGGAGAGCCAUAUCAAGACGGUGACUGCACUUUGUAUGGGUAAGGUUGCACGAGGGAGUGGAGAGGAGGCCGAGGAGAAUAGGAUCUUGAGUGUUGCAUUGGAUGGAUAUAUGAAGGUGUUUGAUUAUGCAAAGUUGAAGAUCACCCAUUCCUUGAGGUUCCCGGAGCCACUUCUGUCUGUAGGAUUUUCGCCUGAUUGCUCGACUCGUGUUAUAGGGACAUCCAAAGGGAAUUUGUAUAUCGGUAGAAGGAAGGCGAAGGUGGAGAGUGAGGAAGUGGUUGGUGGUAUGCAGUGGAAAAUUGUGGAAGAUGAUCCUGGCAGGAAGGUUCUAAGGCCUUCGUAUUUUAAGUACUUCCAGCGAGGGCAAAACUUGAAGCCCUCGGAAGGGGAUUACUUGAUUAAAAGGCGUAAGAAAGUGAAGAUGGCUGAGUUUGAUAAGCUCUUGAAGAAGUUUAGGCACAGGGAGGCGCUGGUGGCUGCUUUGAAUCGGAGAAAUCCAGAGAGUGUUGUGGCUGUGAUGGAGGAGUUGGUGGCGCGUAAGAAGUUGAUGAAAUGUGUGUCCAAUUUGGACACGGAGGAGCUGGCGUUGCUGUUGGCGUUUCUACAGAAGUACUCGACCAUGCCAAGAUACGCAGGGCUGCUGACAAGGCUGGCGAAUAAGGUUGUUGAGUUGAGAGCCGAGGAUAUAAAAUCUUCGGAUCAACUAAGAAGUUAUAUUAGAAAUCUGAAGAGGGAUGUUGAAGAAGAGAUCAGAAUACAACAAUCUUUGCUAGAAAUACAGGGCAUUAUUUCACCGAUGCUGAGGAUUGCUGCUAGAAGCUGAAGUUAGUGAGAUUAUGUGUUUUUUAUAGGAUUGAUCUCUGUUCUAUUGUUGUCUAAGGCCAAUUUUUUUGUUGACAUAGAAUCAUUUUUGGUUCACAUAGGUUGCAAUGAAAACUGCUUCAUCUUUCUGUUUAUUUGAUAAGAGAAAACUAGUUGCAUGUUUCAUCAGAACUCGUUGCCAAAAAAAUAGUCCACUUUUGUCAUUUUGGUCAGCACUAGCCAAAAUUAGUCCAUUUUUAUUUUUACCAAGUUUCUUUUUUCUAAUAAAUUGAGUUUUGUGCUCCCCUAUUAAUAUUGGUAUUAAUAAAUUGAGUUUUGUUCUCCACUAUUAAAUUAGCCCAUUUUCACUUUUUGAGUCUUUUUUAUCAUGUAAAUCAAGUUUAAUCAUCUAAUAUCAGGUUUUAAUCGUGUAAUAUUGAGUUUGAGUCGUUAUCGUAUAUGGUCUCGUUAAGGGGUUUGGGUCGACAGCUUCCUUAACAGAUCAGGUUAGGCCUUAUUUGGGUUGGGUCCUUAUUAGAUUGAUCCGAUAAUGAGCCAUUUUUCAGAGAUAGUGAGCCCUUUUCAGAGACAGUGGUCGGCGAAACUCCACCUUCGGAGAUGGUGGUCAACAAGAUGGUUUUAGUGGGAUCCUUCCCGGAGACAUUCGUAGCCAGAAACCCCACCGUUUGAUGCCAAGAUGGCUCCAAAACCUCACCAUUUACUGUGAAAUCAGUUCUAACUGAAUUGGGGGUAAAUCAAACGCGACGAAGAAUGUUAGGUUGGAGAAGCCCUUUUUGAAAACGAUGGUCAGCGAGACUUCACCUUGGGAGAUGGUGGCAGGCGAGAGUUUCAGAGGAGUCCUUCAUGGAGAAAUUUGUCGCCAAAACCCCACCUUUGAUUUUGGAUAUGGAGCCUUGCCUCCAAACCCAACGUAGCGUGAAAUCAGUUGUCUCUGAAUUGAAGGUUAGAUCGAAGUCGAUGAAGAUUUGAUAUAAGAGUUGUUUAAUUUCUGAAAUUUGUGUAUGAACAGUUAUUGCCUUGAAAGUGUGUGAUGCUUGUGGUGAUUAUCUAUGUGAUAGUUAUUGCUCUUCUUCCCAAUGUUGAUGGUGAUAUUUCAUAAAGCCACGCCACCCUUACUUUGUUAGGUUUGGAGGCUUCAUGAAAUCUUGAUCCUUAAAUCCCUAUUAUGUACUCUUGCUUGAUCUUUGUAGUGGUUAUUGCUGCAUCUAUGUGAUGGUUAUUGUUGCUCUCCCAA
Messenger RNA from Salvia splendens (bonfire salvia), 2892 nucleotides. Its product is annotated as protein SLOW WALKER 1. Lineage: Eukaryota; Viridiplantae; Streptophyta; Magnoliopsida; Lamiales; Lamiaceae. Bases 73 to 1659 code for a protein of 528 amino acids. Gene Ontology annotation, cellular component: nucleolus. Gene Ontology annotation, biological process: positive regulation of transcription by RNA polymerase I; rRNA processing. The record is from RefSeq and is a predicted model, not a curated record. The transcript has a single exon. Gene Ontology annotation, molecular function: protein binding.